Aphanomyces invadans is the source of this 5087-nucleotide messenger RNA. RefSeq lists its product as hypothetical. Bases 54 to 3647 code for a protein of 1197 amino acids. The record is from RefSeq and is a predicted model, not a curated record. Lineage: Eukaryota; Oomycota; Saprolegniomycetes; Saprolegniales; Verrucalvaceae. The transcript has 13 exons.
CGUGAGUCACCUAUUAAUAACGGACAGUACUCGGUUUGUCGGCAUUCCCGGAGAUGGCCGAGAUCGCGGCGGAGGCUGCGAUCGAUCAGCCAACGGUGUUGCCACGUCAACCUCAGGCGGUGUACGACCAUGCUCCAUGCACAAACAUACAUACGACGAACCUGCCACGACGAGCUACUGUCGCUGGUUCGACCGUCGUGGAGUCGUCGCGAAUUCCAGUGCUGCGACAUUGCCCACCAAAGACGCAUCACUCAUUUAACGUACCCUCCAACGAACGAGACGAAAGCAACGCUGUCGACAGUUCGUUGUCCAUGCCAACCACGACAGCAGACUGGGCUAUUCUGCAAGAGGUACUGCAAGGAGCGGAUCCUCUACGCAUCGAGUGCUUGAACCUCGGCCGGUCCGUCUCCAGCGACGUCAAAACAACUUGGAAACUCAAGUCACUUGGGACUUUCAGUCCCUUGUCCCAACUCGUGACACUGGAUGUCAGUGGCCAUGGCAUUUACACGAUGGACGGACUCGACCAGCUUAGCCAUCUCAAGCAUUUGACCAUGGCACGUAACAACCUUAAAGUGCUCAAAUUCCCCAAGCCGUGUCUGCUGGAGUCGAUCGAUGUGUCGGGCAACUACAUCACCCAACUUCCCAAAGGCAUCCAGCACCUAACGCACCUCCAACGCCUCAACCUGGCUGGCAACGGUCUCGCCGUCCUCAAACAAAUCGAGGUGCUCGCCCCCCUGAUCAAUCUCCACACGCUCAACUUGUCGGCGAAUCCCCUCGCUGUGCUGCAGAGCUAUCGGGACUUUGUUGUGUUUACGCUGUUGGCGCUGUCCACCCUCGACGAUCACCUGAUAACAGAAGCCCAGCGGGAAAAGAGCCGCCGACGGUUCACGGGCCCGUUGCCUGAGGACGAAAUCCGGCGCGAAGCGGACCGGAUGAUGCAGCUCGAUCAACUCGAGCUCGAGGAGAAACAAGAGAUUCUGGAAGCAGAAAACACAAGGCUCAAGAGCGAGCUCCUCGUCAAGUCGCAGCUCCUGGAGAAUAAGUCCAAGGAAUGGUCGAGUGCGACGCAUCAGCUGCUUCAGCUACAACAAGACCUUGCCAUGCUUCACAUCGAUCGCAACUUGCCGGACAGUCCGAUGCGGCAGCGGUACAGUUCCCUGCACGGCCACGUCAACCAUUCCCUCGGCCAUGGUCCGACCCAAGGGCCUCCAGGGGAGACGUCGCCAGAAGAUGCCGCCGCCCCUUCAACUGGGUACGACGGUGACUCCCUUCGGCUCGUGCACAAGGUGUCCGUCCUGCGGGAGAGCAAAGACACCAUGGAGAAGGAGCGCGCCGAAAUCGUCGCGGAAAUCACGGCCAUUCGCAACGAAAUCGUGCUGCUCGACAAUGACAUCGGCAUCUUAAAGCAGUCUCUCGUCGGUGAGCAACAUGCUCACUCGACCUCGGUAGACCACGAAAGGGACCCAACGUACUACUACGAUGAUGGCCGCGCGCGUCUGGAAGAGCUGCACACUCAGAUAACCUUUGCCGACGCCGAGGUCCAAGAACUCGAGCAGCGCCUCGUCCACAAGACAAAGGAAAUGCUGGCCGCAGAUUUACGGGUGGAUCCUCGAAAUGGUCGCGGUCUGGACAAGCGGAUGGCGCAAGCGAGCGUGUUCGACAAGGAGAUUUCGGCGCUCAGCUACAAACUCGAACGCAUGACGACGCAAAAGGCCGAGUGGGUCGACGAACUACAUCGCUUGCAAACGUCCACGCAACUGCCCGUACUCCGUCUCAAGGAGGUCCAAGACGCCUGCAAUAGCCCCAGGGCAUCGCUUCGCAAAACGUUUCGAAUAUGCGACGACGCACCGCUUCCUCCCGAAACAAAUCUCUUUCGGAUGCUCGUGAGUGAAAAGCUCGCCCACUUGCACGCCCUUCAACAGCGUCGAUUGGACCUCGUCGAUGUGCUCAUGACAAGGGAGGCGACCCACCAAGCGCUCAACGAUCACUUGGCUCGAAUCGACGCAGAGCUAGCCGAGAUUGGCGACAUUUCCACGACAGAACACAAGAUGGACAGCAACGACCCCUCCUUUGCACUCACGUCGCCUCAAGACAUCUUGGACCACCUGAAAGACCACGUCGUCGGCACUCAUGUCACCAACGUGCUCGGGAAUAAAGACGAUGCAGCGACAUCGCCCAAGCGUUCGCCAGGGCGGUCCCCUCACCGUCACUCCAACGACAAACCCAUCGCCCCAAGCCUCAACGCCUACCAACACGAAUACGCGAUUCUCCCGGGUGUCGACCUCACGUCCGCCAAUUACGCGCUGCUCAGUGGGGCGAGUCAACUUGCGUUUGAUGCAAACACACGGUUGCUUCUGGCGUGCAAAAAGCUCCAGCAAGCAGAGCAAACCAACUUGAUCGAUGCCACCACCAACAUGGACAUCGAUCCUGCCACGAAACGCAUCUUGAGUCGACUGGAAGUGACCCUCAUCGCCGCCACCAACUUGCCGCGCACACGACGGCUCCAUAGCACAUGUGAUCCGUACGCCCUUUUGCACCUUGAGCACCAAAACCUGUACAUCUUCGACCAGACAUGCCGUUCGUUCUGCGUUAAUCUUGCAAUUCAUGGUAGUGAAAGCGGGCAGUGGGAGCGGUACCACCCCACGAACGCGCUGCGGAGCAACACGAGGCCCAACACGUUGUACCCGAUGUGGGAAGAAGAGUUUGUUUUGAAGCCGAUUGAGACGAUGUCGACGCGGCUCUGCGUCACCAUCAUGGACGACAAGCGGACUGCCGAUAGACACGAGAAACUUGGCGACGUGAAAAUUGAGUUGCGCACGUUGGUUGACCAGAAGCGAACGGUGGCGUGGUUCCUGUUAUCGCCCGCGCCAUCGAAAGGCCGACCUCAACCGGCCGUGCGAUUGCGCCUGCGCUUUCUGUACAACAAAGCAGACCGGCUACGACGCGUCGUCGACCGGCUCGUGGCCGGGUUUGUCGCGGAGCGCCAUGCCUUACCUCCGUUUCUAUACCGCAUUUCCGAACAGGCGCCAGACAAAGAAGGGACGAAGCCCACGUCAUCGGCCCCAGUUGUGCCAAGCGGAGCUCAGUCCCCGCGAGCUCCAGCCACAUCCACGACAUGUUCACGAAAGCAGCAGUCGCACCCGCCUUUAUUACUGGAUCUGACUGUUGAAGAAGAGUCGAGCGACGACAUCCCACCGCAAAAGAAUUCGCCAGUUGCUGCCACCGCCACCUCCGUCAUUCAACGCUCAGAUGUGGCAACCAUGGAAGCGUACCGUGAAAUAUUCCAAGCGCGAAAACUCUAUCGCAAAGUCAAAGCGAAGCCGGUCGUCGGAUGCUUUGACCGGGAGAGUCCAUACCAUCCUCGCCAAGUGACCGCAGAGGCCGCCAAGGUUGCUCCUGUCACGUUCAGCAUUUUCAAACAGCCGUGUCAUGUCCCUCGAGAUACAUCCCAGGCCAUUCCUGAGCGAUACUUUGGGCUCACAACCGACAAAUCGGAGAGGUUGAAGGAAUUGUUUGGCAAAAUGGCGCCUCGCACCCUGACCACGACGGCAGACGCAAGUUCCACGACGAAGCCAUGGGGUGCCGGCGAAGUAAGGCGCAUCGCACUACGCUCUCGCUUGUACAGCCAACGAUCGACAACUAUUUAACUGUAACAUCACCAUCACCGCAGUGAGAUGACCUGGGGCCGGCGUCGUGAAUCCGUAGCGUAUAAAUUAAAAGGCGCUAGACGUCUGUCCGAUGCGCUUCAACUCGUCAUCUAUCUUCGAUCGCGCCGUGAUCAGACGUUGUUCCGCCGACUAGACAAAACGACGGCCGAUUACCCACUCGUGCGAGGGUCACGCGGGAGCGGCAGCAUCCCGUCGUCCGAGUCCUCUUCAUGCACCAUCUCCAUGCCGCCGCGCAGUGCGUCAAACCCACGAGAAUGGCUGUGUUCGACGAGCGGGGACAGCGCGUAGUUGAGAUAUCCGUUGCCUUCGUCAAACGAUUGUGGCGGAUCGAGGCUGGAGAAGCUCACUGACCGCGAUAUAUCGAGCUCGUCUUCGACCAAGGGGGACAUGGCAAAGUUGAGGUAGCUAGGAGUUGCCUCGGCCGUCGGGGUCGGUGACGUGGUCGACGGGCUAUCCGACAUAGGCGACACGGACGCUGACGAAUAUUGCGUUAGCUUCAAAUCGUAGUUCACGUUUGGAUCUGCGGUCGUGUGGUGGUGGGGUUGGUAGUGUAGGUUCUGGUCGGGGCCAUGAAACGUCGACGGCUGCGUCACGUGGGACGAGUAGUGACUCAGUUCGCGGUGGGUCGUACGAGAUGGAUCGCGAUCGUAGCUGUUGACGCGCGACCGGACGAUGUACGCGCCAGCAUACGUGGCAAUUUGGCGUUCGGUGCGUUCGCGCUGGCGCCGUCGGUGCCAACAGCAGCCCAGCACGAUCAAUAGCACCAACCCUAUCACGCCGCCGGCAAUUCCAAGCGCAAUGGGGGUCGCAUCGGUCGUCGGGUCGGGCUCGACGAGCUGCACGUUUCGGUACGUCACCAUAUCGAUGAACGCUGGCUGGGUGACGUUUUCUUUCGUGUAGUUGGAAACGACAGUCGCUUUCACGACGAGGGUGAACGGACCCGGGCCUGCUAACAACUUGACGGUCGACGAGAACUGCGCUGUGCCUGUGGCCGGCGCAAACUUGGUGCCACGGAUACCCCCCGUGGAAGCGAGCAAGUCGAUGCGAUUUCCACAUGCCACACGGCGAUCGUUACCAGGGCACAAGUACAACGUCGAGUGAAGGAUGUCGGUCGUCAAUGGAUUAAUGGUCUUGAACGUCACGGACGAUGUCGUGAUUGCGACGGUCCACGAUACCUGCACGGCAUCGCCAACAAUGGCUGGGGACUGGAAUGGCACCACCGUCACUUGGCCGGGGCACAGCCCACCGUUCGCCUUGUCCAGGCUUCCACUCGCGUCGUCGUUCACCGACGCAAAGCAGUACGUCGUCACAUCGUCGACGGCGGCCAUGUUUGGGCGCGGGAGGCGUAAAUGGGACUGCGCGGGGGUUGGUCGCCUCAGCCGGUCGCGUGGUUACUUACGGCAAUUGUUGUCGGAUCAG